GUGGCGUCAUUUCCGGAAGGGGGGGGCUCGUCCUUUCCCCUCGGCGGCCGGCCUGGAAAAGCCUAGAAAGUGCUCCCUUUUUCUUCCGCCUCCCGCCGCCCGCAAGCGGCGGCCUGCGCGGAGAUCCUCGCCACCAAUCGGCGCGCGCGCUGGCGUGGCCGCCCUCUCUCACGCGCAGGGGCCGAGUGCGCCUGCGCGCUGCGCGGCCUUUUCACGUGUCCUGAGCUGGCCGGGAGGACUCUCCUUGCAGACGCGGCCCGAGUGCAGAGUCCGGAGCUGCGGCGGCGCAAGUCAUGGCUGGACAAGCUUUUAGGAAGUUUCUUCCGCUCUUUGACAGAGUAUUGGUUGAAAGGAGCGCCGCCGAAACUGUAACCAAAGGUGGCAUUAUGCUUCCAGAAAAGUCUCAAGGAAAAGUAUUGCAAGCAACGGUCGUGGCUGUGGGGUCAGGAGGGAAAGGAAAGGAUUUCUAUAAUUGGCCUGAUGAAUCAUUUGAUGAAAUGGACAGUACACUUGCUGUUCAACAGUAUAUUCAACAGAACAUAAGGGCAGACUGCUCCAAUAUUGACAAAAUUCUUGAACCACCUGAAGGCCAAGAUGAAGGUGUAUGGAAGUAUGAACAUUUAAGGCAAUUCUGCCUUGAACUAAAUGGACUUGCUGUCAAACUUCAGAGUGAAUGCCAUCCAGAUACCUGUACUCAGAUGACAGCAACUGAACAAUGGAUUUUUCUUUGUGCAGCUCAUAAAACUCCAAAAGAGUGUCCUGCCAUAGAUUAUACAAGACACACACUGGAUGGUGCUGCAUGUCUUCUGAAUAGCAAUAAAUAUUUUCCCAGCAGGGUUAGCAUAAAAGAAUCAUCUGUAGCAAAACUAGGAUCAGUGUGCCGUAGGAUUUAUAGAAUAUUUUCACAUGCCUAUUUUCAUCACCGGCAGAUAUUUGAUGAAUAUGAAAAUGAAACAUUUUUAUGUCAUCGGUUUACCAAAUUUGUGAUGAAAUACAAUUUGAUGUCGAAGGAUAACCUGAUUGUACCAAUUUUAGAAGAGGAAGUUCAGAAUUCAGUUUCUGGGGAAAGUGAAGCAUGAAGGAAUCAUGUAGAACAAUGUACUGAUCACAUAAUUAACAAUUAUGUACUGUAUAUAUAUCAUUUUAGACACAUCAAUCAUGUAUCCAUAUUAUAGCUUAUUUGUUUAGUAUAGGUUUUUGUAUGCUAUGUGUUGCCUUUUUAAGUGGGAAAUACAUUUUAAGUUAUUCAUGAGCUGUAUAUUCACUGGUGUGGCACUCAUGGUUUUUAAAUAAGUUUAGUAUUAUCUGUUUAUAAUGCCUGUUAAUAAAAGAAUUUACAGUUUGGUAAAAUUGCUGCUAAACAAUCAUUGGAUCACAAUCCUUUCAAAUCUAUAAAAGAAUGAGCUGUGUUUCACACAAGUACUUACAAUUAUUAAAGAGAUAAUAUCUUCUUUGUUUUCAUCCCUAAGUUUUAAUAUUUUAGAAAAUUCAGUAGUAUUCCAUCUGUACUAUUAACUUUUCCAAAAUGAGAUAAAAGUACAAGUGUUGAAAAGUUCUGUUUAUAGCAUUUGAUAUGCAUAACCAAUUAUGUAUAUGUUCAGAGAAUUCAAGGAGGUGUUAGUAACACUUAACCUCUCCCUUAUACAUGAAGUGUACUCUAGGUCAGUGUACUUGGAAACAUUGCCUUUUUUGUGACAGUGGAUUAAGUCCCUGGUGGCGAUGAUAAGGCACAUACGUGAUGUUCCAUGGACACCUGCCCCUUCUUGUCCCCCUUAGUCCUCUGGGAAGUACACUAGUCAGGAAAUUCAUUUACCAAGCUCUGGUUAAUGGUGGCGCUUCCCUAUUUAUAUUUGUAUUAAUUGCUUACAGAGCAUACCUCAUACUAGCAGUGACGUUACACUACAGGAAAACUGUACUGUACAGGAAACUGUACUGCCUACCUUUGAUUUUUGAAAUUGUUGUAACUACUUAGAAAAUAGUCCUUAAUAUAGUUUGACUUUUCCUGUUAGUAAUAUUAAUCUUUUCACCUAACCCUAAGCAGCAUUAAAUAGAUAUGAAAAAAGAUAGUGUAUUUAUUUUAUUCUCCCUCCUUAAAAGCUUAUUGUUUGAAUUAUAUGCACAUGUAAGACUAUUUACAAUAAUUCACAGGUUAAGUGGUAUUGAUAAGUGGUCAUUCUUUAAUUUCUUAUUUCAGUGUCUUAAGAAUUUAAGUGCAGACUUAUAUAACAUGAUUGGUGGAGUUUCUCAUUAAACGCUGAGGUCUCUGUGCCAUACUGUAACAAGGCACUAAGACGAUACAGAGACCUGUGCAGUUGGGACAGCUGAAUCCAUCUUUACCAAUUUAACAAACACAAGAAACUUCUUUUUUAUUUAAGAGCUAUUUGCAAAUGAAAUUGAAAAAUGCGUUCAUCUUGUUUGUUUUUCUAAUUAUUUGAAGAAAUUAUUUGUAUUGAAUUAUAAGACAAGUAUACACAGAAAAACUGGGAAAUGACAGCACACUGAGAGUGUGUAUACAGUUGAUGCCUGUCAGAGCCUGUGCUGUGCCAGUGGUCACAGUCAUCACUGUGGCUGAGCCCACACUUAUCUGUCACAGUUUAUAUUACUGUCACCAUAAAUCAUUGGAGUUAGUAAUUUUUAAAUAAACUUAGUAAAUAUCCGAGAGACUAGCCAAUACUAAGUUCAUAAAUUAUACAUAGCAUAGCAAUGUUGCUGUUCUCUCGUGGAGUCUCAAGGUGGAAUUCUGUCAUUUGACUAUUUCUCAGUGAACAGUUAAGGUGGUGAUUGGGUUGUGGAUCUGACUGAGUAAUUGGAACACUUUGUGAAUAUAUGGCUUAGUGUUAACAGGAAAAUAAAGUAUGGUUUUCUUUUUAUACUUACUCCACCCUUCCUGUAGUGUGUUUGAAAUUGAUCAUAAAUCUG
Molecule: messenger RNA, 2919 nt
Organism: Mastomys coucha (southern multimammate mouse)
Lineage: Eukaryota; Metazoa; Chordata; Mammalia; Rodentia; Muridae
Product: 10 kDa heat shock protein, mitochondrial
Exons: 9
Coding region: 294-1079 (261 amino acids)
Cellular component (GO): mitochondrial matrix; cytoplasm
Molecular function (GO): metal ion binding; protein-folding chaperone binding; protein folding chaperone
Source: RefSeq, a predicted model, not a curated record